AUGAGUCGUAAACGAUUAGUCAUAUGCUGCGACGGAACAUGGCUCGACUCAACCUCGGGGCUGAUGCAAGGUCAACUGCCGAUACCCAGCAAUGUCACACGUAUAUCGCAAGCUAUUAAACCUGUAAGCCGAGAUGGCAUAUCUCAAGUGGUCUAUUAUCAAGCUGGAAUCGGGUCACAAGGCGGUAUUUUGACCCGCGUUGUGGGCGGAGCCACCGCGGAAGGCCUGUCAGAGAAUAUAAGGGCAGCCUACUCUUUUCUGGCAAACAACUACCAGCCGGGAGAUGAGAUCUUCUUCUUUGGCUUUUCUCGCGGAGCUUUUACUGUGAGAAGCAUUGCUGGAAUGAUUGAUGGUGUGGGUCUUCUUACGAAAGACGGCUUGCCCUUUUUGGCCGAGAUCUUUAAAGACUGGGAAAAUGCCAGGAAUCCAAAUUACCGGGCCAAGAAUCCUGACAAACCCUUCUUGGACAAGCCAUCAGCAUCUGACCCUAAGUACAAGAAAUCAUUGGUCAAGAAUCGACUUUCAAGGCUGGACAUUCCGAUUCAGGUCGUUGCGGUUUGGGAUACAGUAGGCAGUCUUGGUAUUCCCCGCGUUGGGUGGUUAGAUUUCCUGCACUUACGGCGAUCGACUAAAGAGUAUCUCUUCUACGACACGAAGCUGAACGAUCACAUCAUCAAUGCUUUCCAGGCUCUUGCAUUAGACGAGCACAGGUCUGCUUUCCGGCCAGCUGUGUGGGAGAAGCCAUCUGGGAAUCAAACAAAUCUUCGCCAAGUAUGGUUCCCAGGUGCUCACUCUAAUGUUGGCGGGGGAAGUUACCCGGAUAUUGGUUUGGCAAACAUCACUCUGGCAUGGAUGAUGAGCCAGGUGGAACAGAUGUUGGACUUUGACGAAGACUAUAUUCUCGAGCAACACGAUCUGGCACUCGAUCAUUACGAGGAGACAGAUCAAAAGGCUCGACCGUGGUCUUUUGGUAAGAUAUAUAGAUCUUUCACAGGGAUCUAUGUCUUAGGAGGCAGGGCUUCAAGGACGCCAGGAGGCUAUACUGCAGUGGAUCCGUAUACAACUAAAGAUACAUCGACGCCACUUGCCGAUACAAAUGAAUAUAUUCAUCCAUCAACUCGUGUGAGAAAAGCACGCCGGGGGCCAGGAGUCAUGGACAUGGGCUCAUACGAUGCCCAUCCACUCGAUGAUUACAAGAUGAAAGCGCCCAACGCAGAUAGGAGAAAUGCUGUCUGGGAACCUCGGUCGCGUCGCAGUGGCUUGCAUACAUUACCCGAAAGCCCUCUAUGGGGUUUGGAGCGUGAACUACUGCAAGAAGAUCCUCGAAUAAAUGACUACCUUAUGGGUAAUUCUCGCCACUCACAACAGAUACAAGGCCGUGGGAAUUCGAUCUCACCCACACAUGGAAGAUCAUGA
Bacidia gigantensis is the source of this 1416-nucleotide messenger RNA. RefSeq lists its product as uncharacterized. The record is from RefSeq and is a predicted model, not a curated record. The coding region runs from base 1 to 1416 and encodes 471 amino acids. Lineage: Eukaryota; Fungi; Ascomycota; Lecanoromycetes; Lecanorales; Ramalinaceae. The transcript has a single exon.